GAAUGUCCAUCAGGGAAAAAAGGAAGAAAGGAUAAAUAAGGUCCAAACUUGGAGACCUUAAGGAUCUGGCUUGGCACAGUUGCCAGAGAUGAAAAUGACAGUGGGUUACGUAUUGUCGGUGUUUGUGAGGGAGCUCCCUGGUUAUGUUCUCUUUGCUGGGAUCUUUAUGCCUGUGACUUUACUCCUGCUGCUGCUAAUUGCCUACUUCAGGAUCAAACUGAGAGAAGCUAGGAUGAAGCAUGCCAGGAAAAGCAGGUGGGCUACUGAUCCCAUCAGUUCAGUUGAGGAGGAAAUGGUCAUGGCACAAGACUCCAGGAAUGCCUUCCAGAAUCACCGUGGCCAGUGGAAGAAACCCAGGAGAGCCGGACAAAAGGAGAACAGAUACAAGAACUCAAGGACAUUUAAGGGAGCUUCACAUCUCAGGAAGCAAGCUUAAACCCAGUACUCAGCGCUGCAAGUUUAACAAUAAAUACCACUGUAAAUAAAUACCACACAGGAAAACAAAACUGGAGAGGAGAAGCCAGUGCUGUGCUGUCCUAAUGAAACAGCUGGUGCCACAUCCAAGAGCUCUUGCAAGCGCUGAGCAGCCCUUUGUGCAGAGACCAGAGGCCUCCUGCAAUGAACCGUGCUGGUUCCCCUAUGUGACUCAGGAUCUGGGGGGAGGGACAGUGCCCUAAUCACCAGCCCCUCCCUGACUUUCCAAGGAGAAAGUGACGUAAGGGGCUCCUGAGAGAGCUGAGCUGGCACAUACAAGGCAGGCAGCCUUGAGAUGCUAAAUAACAAGUUGGUAUCGAGCACUGACAUCUGGGAAAUUCAAAAGGGUUUUGAAGGGGAACUGACAUUUAUUAACUUGUACACUUUGGGAAAGAGUGUGGGUUUUGUAAAGUAUCCUUUCCACAGAAUUUGGAAGCAAAAUACAACAGUAGCAGGAAACAAAAAGAUUUCUCUCUGCUGACCAAAAAUGCCAAAUUUUGAAAUAAUGGAAAGAUUUAGUCAGUAUUCUGCAAAACAGCUGUUAUUCUCUUUUAAGGACAAAUGGAUGACUUUUUCAAAUAAAAAAACUGCAUAAGCAUGGA
This is a messenger RNA of Parus major (Great Tit), 1076 nucleotides long. RefSeq names its product small leucine rich protein 1 (gene SMLR1). The transcript is spliced from 3 exons. The coding region runs from base 89 to 436 and encodes 115 amino acids. The record is from RefSeq and is a predicted model, not a curated record. Lineage: Eukaryota; Metazoa; Chordata; Aves; Passeriformes; Paridae.